UAGGGUGCAUCGCAGCUCCUAAACAGCACCCCCGCCCAGCGAAUGGACACCCGGGACUCAGACUCAGAGAUAAAGAAAGUCGGAGAGAGAGAGAGAGAGAGAGAGGGGCUCGUGAUUCGCGUCUCUCGGAUGUGCCGCUGUUGAGUCCUCGCCGGGAAUCUGACGUCAUGGACACUGGAGCCACGCCGUCGCAGUCGGUACUAGACAAACCCCUCUCGCAACUAACUGAAGAAGACAUUUCUCAGCUCACCCGCGAAGAUUGCCGCAAAUUUCUUAAAGACAAAGGAAUGCGGAGACCCUCUUGGAACAAAUCGCAGGCGAUCCAGCAAGUUAUAUCCCUCAAAGCUCUUCUCGAAGCUAACGAAGAUUCCGGCGCCGGUGCCCUCUGCAGAAUUCUCGGUUCUCCCAUUCUAGACGCGCCGCCCGUGAGUGCCAGCGUUUUACAUCUUGAAACUCCACCUAUGGGUUAUCCGGUUAAGGAGCCGAGCAACGGUGGUUGUGCUGGUCACAUUUCAGCAGCAACGGUGGACGAGGUGAUUUCAUAUGGGCAGAAAGAAUCUCCAAAAUCCACCACUCCCUCGGAGGAAUUGGGUUGCCCACGGACAGCUAGCGAUGUUAAUGUUAUCAGUCCCAGGAGUCCAAGUGUGACAAAUGGUUUAGUUGGGCAGAUGACAAUUUUCUACUCUGGCAAGGUUAAUGUGUAUGAUGGAGUUCCGCCAGAUAAGGCGCGGGCGGUAAUGCAUUUUGCAGCUAGUCCUAUACCUUUGGACAAUACACUGUGUAGAACUUCAGCACUGUGGUCCUUUCCAUCUCAUUCACAUACUGCAAGUGAAAAACAUGGUCCUGUUCCUACUGGUGGAACAACUCUCAAUACUAUACAAACAGAAGGGCAGGGGAGCAGGGAAGUGUCAUUGCAAAGGUUUCUCAAAAAGCGGAAAGACAGGGGAAGAUUUAAGGGCAGGAAUAAUACAGGGCUCACGUCUUCUGGCUUGGAGGUGUAUCUGAACCAUCAGGUUGAGAAACAUAGCCCAAAUGGACACACAAGCCGAAGCAGCACAAGCUCUCCCCCCCAGCCUGGACGGCCAUCUGCGUUCUCAGGAGACAACCAAGCGAAGGCUAGUUAUUCUGUUGAUCUCAAUGACGGUAGGCUAUGUUCAAGGACGCCGAAUUUGUAUAUGACCCACUGCUCAUUUGCUGCUGGAGAAUAAGGAGAGAUCGAUGUCUUGUAGACAAUUGGCACAGCGGAGCGGGGAAGUGAAAGGAGACACCAAUCUAACACGCUUCAAUUACUGCUUGUCCUUUUAAAUGAGUUAGCUUAGCUGCUUCCUAGCAAUAAAGUUUUUUUUUCUACCUGUCUGGAGCCCUUCUUAGAGAACCUUUCUUAGCACUCGAGCUUUAUCCAUUUUGCCAGACUUGGAAGCCUUUAUAACACAUCUUUGCUUUGAGCUAGCCGGAUAUAGAGCAGGAAGCUGUCUGUGCUUUAUGUUAUGUUGUAAACGUUUGCUACAUUUUAGGGAUAAUUGAAUUUCCACUUCUCAUAAUAAAGUGCUGUGUUUUGUAGUCGGUUCA
Tripterygium wilfordii is the source of this 1569-nucleotide messenger RNA. RefSeq names its product protein TIFY 4B-like. The coding region runs from base 168 to 1208 and encodes 346 amino acids. Lineage: Eukaryota; Viridiplantae; Streptophyta; Magnoliopsida; Celastrales; Celastraceae. The record is from RefSeq and is a predicted model, not a curated record. Gene Ontology annotation, cellular component: nucleus. The transcript is spliced from 8 exons. Gene Ontology annotation, biological process: response to wounding; regulation of defense response; regulation of jasmonic acid mediated signaling pathway.